CUGUUCCGUUUGGAUCCUCUCACCUCUCUCUCUCUCUCUCUCUCUGGUGCCAUGGAAUCCGGUAGUGCCCGAUGUUUAUAUUCUCUCUGGUUCUGAAAUCAUCGCCGAGGAAAUAACAAAUGCAACUUCCAAACCUCGCGAAGCUUCCUUCACACACUUCCUUCUAUUCCUUGUUCGUCGAACAAGCUCUUUAACAUUCCAUCACCACAACUUCCUACCUACACCUUCCGAUAUUGCAUCUUCAACUGUUUAGGUUACAUUUCACACGUAAUAAUUGAUUGUUUCUUUCGAUUGGAUCGGUCGGAACCAUCGCUCGAAGAGAAUCUCCGGUGACGUAGAAGCAAUAUCAGUUUACUGUAUGUAUUGGUUCGGAUUAAUAAUAAUAACGAAAAAAUAGAAAGAAAAUCAGAGUUGAAAAUAGCCAGAAGAAGAUUAAGCGCGAUGUUGGAUCUUAAUCUGAAUGCCGAGUCGACUCAGAACAACGAGUCGCUGGUGCUGUUGGACAAGUUUCCCGAAGCUUCGUUGGGAACUUCGAAUUCCUCCGUCGUGAAUGCGGAGGGGUCGAGCAACGAGGACUCGUGCUCCACACGCGCCGGCGACGUGUUCGCCUUCAGUUUCGGAAUCCUUAAGGUGGAAGGCGCGAACGAAGUCGUCGCCACGGCGACGAAGGAGCUGUUUCCGGUGAGCUCGGAGAAUUGGCAGGGGCAGAGUUCGACGUCGUCGUCUCAGGCGAGGAAGAAUUUAAUGGAUCUCCCGCUGGAUCAUCAAAACGGUGAGGUGAAGGUGGUUCAGGUUCAGCCACAGCCUCAGGUGAAGAAGAGUAGGAGAGGUCCAAGGUCUCGGAGCUCUCAGUACAGAGGAGUCACUUUCUACAGAAGGACCGGAAGAUGGGAAUCGCAUAUCUGGGAUUGCGGGAAGCAAGUCUAUUUGGGUGGAUUUGACACCGCUCAUAUUGCUGCUAGGGCCUAUGAUCGAGCUGCUAUUAAGUUCAGGGGACUUGAUGCUGAUAUCAAUUUUGAUCUCGUUGAUUAUGAGGAGGAUCUAAAACAGAUGAAGAAUCUUUCAAAGCAGGAGUUCGUGCACAUACUUCGCCGCCACAGUACCGGUUUCUCAAGGGGCAGUUCGAAAUACCGGGGAGUGACACUUCACAAAUGUGGCCGUUGGGAAGCUCGAAUGGGACAAUUCCUUGGCAAGAAGUAUAUAUAUCUUGGGCUAUUCGACAGCGAAGUAGAAGCUGCAAGGGCUUAUGACAAGGCAGCUAUCAAGUGCAAUAGAAGAGAGGCUGUCACUAACUUUGAGCCAAGUAUAUAUGAGAGCGAGAUGAAACCUGAAGCUAUUAAUGAAGGUGGCAGUCACGACCUUGACCUCAAUCUGGGCAUAGCAACCCCAGGACAUGGUCCCAAAGAAAAUAGGGGCCAUCUUCAGUUCCAGUCCAUCCCUUACAACAUGCAUCCCGGAAGAAGUUCAAGGAUGGAGACUAAUGUUAAUUCGGUUAUUGGUGAUCCUUCUUUGAAAAGGCUGGUUGUAACUGAAGAGCGUCCUUCUGUAUAUUCCACUUUCUUUCCCAAUCUGGAAAGAGCAGAGAGAAUGGGCAUAGAUCCUUCAAAAGGAGUUCCAAACUGGGCGUGGCAGACAAAUGGCCAGGUUAAUGCCACCCCAGUACCACCGUUCUCUACUGCAGCAUCAUCAGGAUUCUCAAUUUCAGCUACUUUUCCAUCAACUGCCAUCUUUCCAACAAAAUCCAUGAACCCAAUUCCCCAGAGCUUCUGUUUCACUUCACACAGCACACCAGGUAGCAAUGCACCUCAAUUCUAUUACGAGGUCAAGUCCUCGCAGGCACCAUCCCAGCCUCUAUCUUGUAAUACAAGUAUAAAUGGUAGCCCACCACACAAGUUCUGAAGUUCAAUUCUCAAAACGACAGUUAAAACUUUUUUUUUUUUUUUCCUGUUUGCAUGAUUUAGGGAUCGGUACAAUGUUGUUGCUCAUGGUAUGUUUGUAUGUGAUGAAAAGAUUUUUUUCUUCAGAGAGAAAGUGAAAAGAAAAAAUGCAUGAUGUGUUUUAAAAACAAAA
Glycine soja is the source of this 2070-nucleotide messenger RNA. Its product is annotated as ethylene-responsive transcription factor RAP2-7-like. NCBI's taxonomy places the organism in Eukaryota, Viridiplantae, Streptophyta, Magnoliopsida, Fabales, Fabaceae. The transcript has 11 exons. The coding region runs from base 442 to 1899 and encodes 485 amino acids. Gene Ontology annotation, biological process: regulation of DNA-templated transcription. The record is from RefSeq and is a predicted model, not a curated record. Gene Ontology annotation, molecular function: DNA binding; DNA-binding transcription factor activity.